Fimicolochytrium jonesii is the source of this 393-nucleotide messenger RNA. RefSeq names its product ribosomal protein S8. Gene Ontology annotation, biological process: translation. The record is from RefSeq and is a predicted model, not a curated record. Bases 1 to 393 code for a protein of 130 amino acids. The transcript is spliced from 3 exons. Gene Ontology annotation, cellular component: cytosolic small ribosomal subunit; ribosome. Lineage: Eukaryota; Fungi; Chytridiomycota; Chytridiomycetes; Spizellomycetales; Powellomycetaceae. Gene Ontology annotation, molecular function: structural constituent of ribosome.
AUGGUCCGCAUUUCCGUCCUCAACGACUGCCUGAAGAGCAUCGUCAAUGCCGAGAAGAAGGGCAAGCGUCAAGUCUUGAUCCGCCCUUCUUCCAAGGUCAUCGUCAAGUUCUUGUCCGUCAUGCAGAAGCACGGCUACAUCGGCGAGUUCGAGAUCAUCGACGACCACCGUUCCGGCAAGAUCGUCAUCCAGCUCAUCGGUCGCUUGAACAAGUGCGGUGUCAUCUCCCCCCGCUUCAACGUCAAGCAGAAGGACAUCGAGACCUGGAUCAACAACCUCUUGCCUUCCCGUCAAUUCGGUUUCAUCGUCUUGACCACCUCCGCUGGCAUCAUGGACCACGAGGAGGCCAGGAGGAAGAAGACUGGUGGAAAGAUCCUCGGAUUCUUCUACUAG